This is a messenger RNA of Trametes versicolor FP-101664 SS1, 1088 nucleotides long. RefSeq lists its product as uncharacterized. Bases 34 to 936 code for a protein of 300 amino acids. NCBI's taxonomy places the organism in Eukaryota, Fungi, Basidiomycota, Agaricomycetes, Polyporales, Polyporaceae. The transcript has 3 exons. The record is from RefSeq and is a predicted model, not a curated record.
GCCUUCUACCACCACCAUCUAUCUACGACCAUCAUGAGCUACGAAAACGACCCUUUGCCCGACGGUUGGAUCCGCGAGUACGACCCCACCACGAAGCACCCGUUCUGGGUCCAUACCAAAGCGAAGCCACCCCGGUCUAUCUGGGUGCACCCGUACGAAGACGAGCAGUUUCUCCGCGAGCAUCCGGACAUCAGGGAUCGUCUCGCCCGCGAACGUGACGGUGGGACGCCGAGCGAAGCCCCGCCUCCAUACACGCCCAGGCGCCAUUCGUACUCCGGACAUGUCAAUGCCAAUACUUCUGGAUCACACCUGAACGUGCCCCAAGUCGAUCGAAGGGAUACGCGCUCGCAGCCAGGAACGCCCGUGGUGGGAAGCCACGACAGGGGCUUCUUUGGCAAGCUGAAGGACAAGGCCAUUGGCACCAAGGAAGAGCGCGAAGCGAAGCGGCGGCAGGAGAUGAGAGAAGAGGAGGAGUACGCGAAGCGGGUGGCCGAGCAGCGUCGCCGCCUUCAGCAACAGCGCGCUCAGCAGCGCGUGUCUUCGCCCAUUGGUGGACCAAGCGGAUACGGCCAGCGGGUGACCUACAGUCGGCCCAUGUAUGCAGCGCCCCUGGGGGACCCUUGGAGCAGGAGGGGAGGUGGCUUCGGCGGGGGAUACGGCGGAUUGGGCGGGAUGGGGUACGGCAGGUCUGGCUUUGGCGGAUCUGGCUUUGGCGGGUCGGGCUAUGGCCGCAGGUCAGGCUUCGGCGGAGGCCUCGGUAUGCCGCUGUUGGCUGGUGCUGCAGGCGGACUGCUGUUAGGUGAUAUCCUCGAUGGACCCGGAGGGUUUGGAGGUGGGUUUGGUGGCGGCGGCUUUGGCGAUGGAGGGUUUGGAGGUGGCGGAUUCGAUGGCGGAGGCGGAGGAUUUGACGGAGGUUUCGGAGGCGGAGGUUUCUGAGACGGAAUCUUUUACUCACCAUGGAGGACACCUGCGAUCGCUUGUCCCUUGUCGUUCUUGCGUUGUACCGUUAUCGUCGGCCAGUGUGACUUCCAUGUACAGUGCAUGUACCAAUUCACGGAGUACCAAUUCACGGAGAAUGUAGCUUAGAC